ACUUCCGUGUAUUGUUGGAUACCAAAGACAUCGUGUUCUCCUGAUCGACUCAUUCGACUGAUUUGUAAAAGAAGGGGCGAGUUGCCUUUCUUUCAUAAUGUCUUCCAGAAGCCCUAGGAGGAGAAAUCGCUCAAGAAGUUUCUCUAAGAGCCGCUCCAGAAGCUACUCCAGGUCCUGGUCUCGCUCUCCUGGUAGAAGAAAGCGCUCAUACUCUCGGAGCUACAGCAGGAGUCGCUCUAGGUCACGUGAUCGCUAUAGAAGUCGCUCUCGGUCUCCCUAUCGAAGAAGAAGUUACAGUCCUUAUGGGCGGAGACGGCGAAGUUACACUCCGCCUCCUCACCGUCGUCACUACCGCGGUCGCUCAGGAAGCAACUCUCCAAUGUCCUCCAGACGUCGCCAUGUUGGCAACAGAUUUAAUCCGGAGCGUAAUAAUGUGAUUGGUGUGUUUGGCCUAAGUUUAUACACCAAUGAUAAAGAUUUGAGAGACAUAUUUGAAAAAUAUGGUAAAAUUAACGAAGUCCAAGUGGUCUAUGAUCAUCAGACUAACAGAUCAAGAGGUUUCGCUUUCGUUUAUUACAAUGACGUUGAGGAUGCAGUUGAGGCAAAGGAGAGUUGCAAUGGUAUAGAGAUUGAUGGUAGAAAGAUACGCGUGGAUUACUCCAUCACUAAAAGACCUCACACCCCUACACCUGGCGUGUAUAUGGGAAAACCCACACACAAGUCGAGCAGGCGGAGCAGUGAAAGAGACAGAUACGAUGAUUAUGAUGAUUACGAUAACAAACGUGGUCGUUACUAGUAAGUUAUUGAUUGAUAAAUUGUUGCUCUUGUCUUACAAGAAGACUCUAAUAAAAAUAGAAAAUGUUGAGAAGUAGAGUAUGUCUUGAAGUCAAGUGUAUGGGUGAAGAAUGAAGGGAGAAAAAAAGAAAAAUGUAGAAAAAAUGAAGAAAAAGAAUUUUGUGCCAAUGGGGUUGAAGAUACAAAAAA
Amphimedon queenslandica is the source of this 984-nucleotide messenger RNA. RefSeq names its product transformer-2 protein homolog beta-like. Gene Ontology annotation, molecular function: RNA binding. The transcript is spliced from 10 exons. Bases 98 to 796 code for a protein of 232 amino acids. NCBI's taxonomy places the organism in Eukaryota, Metazoa, Porifera, Demospongiae, Haplosclerida, Niphatidae. The record is from RefSeq and is a predicted model, not a curated record.